This is a messenger RNA of Hypanus sabinus (Atlantic stingray), 4372 nucleotides long. RefSeq names its product protein inhibitor of activated STAT, 1b (gene pias1b). Gene Ontology annotation, molecular function: zinc ion binding; SUMO ligase activity; transcription coregulator activity. The transcript has 15 exons. Gene Ontology annotation, biological process: regulation of transcription by RNA polymerase II; protein sumoylation. The record is from RefSeq and is a predicted model, not a curated record. The coding region runs from base 158 to 2083 and encodes 641 amino acids. NCBI's taxonomy places the organism in Eukaryota, Metazoa, Chordata, Chondrichthyes, Myliobatiformes, Dasyatidae.
GUGACGCGGCCGAGGCUGGCGCCCAUGCGCGUAAAAGCGCGAGAAGAUGGCGGACAGUGCGGAACUGAAGGUUGGAAAGAAUUAGUUUCAUACUAAGGAAAUGAAGGUGGAGAUUACUGGUACUCCUCAUCAGAAGGGAAAAUGAGCAAUAUGGCAAAUGGUUAUGAGCCUUAGAGUGUCAGAGCUCCAAGUGUUAUUAGGCUAUGCUGGAAGGAACAAACACGGUCGUAAACACGAACUCCUGACAAAGGCACUGCAUUUAUUGAAAGCUGGCUGCAGCCCAGCUGUUCAGAUGAAAAUUAAAGAACUAUAUAGGCGGAGAUUUCCACAGAAGAUAGUGACUCCCACCGAUUUGAGCCUUUCUUCUGUCCAUGCAACUUCAGCUUCCAUGACCACGCCACUGUCGCCAUCUGCUCUCCCACAGCUCUCCUACGAUGGGCAUGCAACAACAUCUCCGCUGCUUGCUGUUUCACUGUUGGGACCCAAACAUGAACUAGAUCUGCCACACCUGACAUCAUCACUCCAUCCCGUCCAUCCUGAUGUAAAACUGCAGAAAUUGCCUUUUUAUGACAUUCUUGAUGAGCUCAUCAAACCAACUAGUCUCGCUUCAGAUAAUGGCCAGCGGUUUCAGGAGACUUGUUUUGCAUUCGCACUGACACCACAGCAAGUUCAACAGAUCAGCAACUCAAUGGACAUAUCGGGGACCAAGUGUGACUUCACAGUGCAGGUUCAGUUACGGUUUUGUUUAUCAGAAACUAGUUGUCCACAGGAAGAUCAUUUCCCCCCAAAUCUUUGUGUGAAAGUAAAUGGAAAAACUUGUAACCUUCCAGGCUACCUACCACCAACCAAAAAUGGUGUUGAACCAAAGCGACCCAGCCGACCGAUCAACAUUACCUCACUAGUCAGAUUGUCCACGACAGUGCCGAACACGAUUGUGGUUUCGUGGUCAGCAGAAAUCGGAAGAAGCUACUCCAUGGCAGUUUACCUUGUAAAACAGUUGUCUUCUGCUGUGUUGCUUCAAAGACUACGAGCAAAAGGAAUAAGAAACCCGGACCAUUCCAGAGCAUUAAUCAAAGAAAAAUUAACAGCUGAUCCUGACAGUGAAAUCGCCACAACCAGUUUGCGGGUGUCUCUUUUGUGUCCUCUGGGCAAAAUGCGUUUGACAAUCCCAUGUCGCGCUAUAACUUGCUCACAUCUCCAGUGCUUUGACGCAACACUUUACAUUCAGAUGAACGAGAAGAAACCGACGUGGGUUUGUCCAGUGUGUGAUAAGAAGGGUCCUUAUGAACAUCUAAUUAUUGAUGGAUUGUUUAUGGAAAUCCUCAGUUGUUGCACAGACUGCGAUGAAAUUCAGUUUAAGGAAGAUGGAGCAUGGUCACCAAUGAGAAUGAAGAAGGAAGUUCAGGAAGUCAAUUCGUCUUUUAAUGGAGUAGAUGGUGCAUGUCCAAGCUUACCCGAGCAGAGACAUUCAUCACAAGAUAACAGGAAGGUUGAAGUGAUUGAUCUGACGCUCGACAGCUCAUCAGAUGAAGAAGAUCAAGAGCCACCUGCGAAGAGAUACCCUGCCAUUUCUUCUCCUUCACCACCCAUCAACAAAGGAGUUUUAAAUCUGCAUCAUCAGACAUCACCAGUCACAAGAACUCCCAGUAUACCUACUCUGGACUCAAACUUCAUUUCUGCUCCUUUUCAAGAUUACCGUCAUUCUUACCAUUUACCAACUCUGCCGUAUGAAUUGCAAGGUUUAGAUCUAUUUCCCUUCUUGCAAGGGGACAAUCAGCAUUACAGCACCUCCCUCCUUGCCGCGGCAGCAGCUGCAGCCAGUGCUUCAGAGGACCAGGACCUCAUUCACACCUCGCUCAAUCGAUUCUUUCCGUAUAGCUCUUCGCAAAUGUUCUUGGAGCAGCCAAACUCGGCACCCACCAGCACGCUGGCGGUGACCAAUGGCAACAGCAGCGGGAGCAACAGCAGCCUCGUCUCCUCCAGCAGCUUGCGGGAAAAUCUUGGACACGCUGGCGCUACCCGGAGCAGUGUGGAGAGUGGCACCAUUUUUGGCACCAUCCCAGAUGUUAUUCCGUUGGACUGAUGUUUGAAAUUAUGGUUAAUUUUUUUGUGUGGUAGGGCUGGGAAAGGGAGCGAAAGAAGGAAAAAGUCUGGUUUGUUUCACCUUUUAAAAAGAAAAUUUAGAAGUGUAGAGACCCUUUUUUUAAAUAAAUGCAAAAUUAAAAAAAAGACACCAUGUACAGAGAACAAAAUACUAUAUUUUCAGUUAACUUUUGUAUAUAAAUUCAAGACUGUCUGUCUUUUAAGGUUAUUUCAGUUUACUUUGUGAAAGCAGAGUUUUUACGAUGUAUGUGUCUGUUCCGUGAUAUUACUUUUUGUAUUUGUUGUUCAAUGGCAUUAUUUCUUCCACAGUUGACAUUAUUUGAAUUAGAAUUUUUUCAUUUGUGUACUUCACUGUAGAAUAUUUCUUUUGGAAAGAACUAAAUGUCAAUGGUUGACGAUGAUACUUUCCUUUUUUUUGUGCAAAUAAUUUUAUUAUUCUUUAAGUUAUGUAAAGUAUCUUGGCUGUUUGUCACAUCAUUCCCUCUGCGUUAGCAGGAAGUAACUUUGGGGAAUGCACAGUACCGUACUGUUUAUUUUUUUCACAAAAAAAAAGGCCAUUUCUGGUAAACAUUUGGGGAGGGUGGUGGUGAAGGUUAUGGAUGACCCUUUCACAAAUCCCACACGUUCCUUAUUUUAAUAAAGUAGCAUUCUUCAGGCAUUAAGGAAUUGUAAUAAGGGAGGGGAUGCAUCCUUUUAUUCCUGUUUCUCUAAAAGGCUCUAACUGCAGAAUACUUCCAGUUUGCAAACCUGUUAUUUUUCAUUUCACUUCAUCCAUAUGCACUAUUUCCUGACCAGGCAUUGUCAUAUUACACCCAACUUGCUGGAAAGAAGCCCGAUUAGGUAUGGAAUUUAUCCCCGUCUUUCAAGUGCCCCACUUAGCCAAGCACUAGCUUCUACUGCGUUUUCCCAGUUUAAACUUGACUGCCAGAAUUUGGGUAUUUCUAGUUUCCUGAUGCAUUGUCCCCUAAACUAACUACACUGCCUCUCGUCCAAUCCUUGACUUUGUUUUCCUUCAUGUUUCUGUGAUCUGUUCCGUGUUUGGUGUGUUAGGGUCUUUGCCAAGAGUGGAAGUAAUGAACCAAAUUCCUUUUCUCCCCUCAAUAAAUGUUACAUAUUCUCCUUUCAGAUCCUUGAAUCUAAAAGAAUUCUUAAACUAAUGGUUGGAAUGCACACAGAGUAAGAUACGCAUUCCAACCAUUGAUGUACUAAAAAAAGUAAAUGUCUUCUCUCCACCAUUCCCAUCUUGCUGUUAUACAUUGGUCGAACAGUUCAUUUCUAAAUGCCCUGGAGGGUUUUAUGCCUGAAAAAAAGGUGUAAACUACCCAGUGCCUCACUAAGGCCAUAAAUUAGAAUAAAAAGACCAUAAGGCAUAGGAGCAGAAUUAGGUCAUUUGGCCUAUUGAGUCCCCUCUGCCAUUCCGUCAUGGCUGAUUUAUUUUCCUUCUCAACCCCAUUCUUAUAUCCCACGCUGAAUUCUCUGCUGACCCACUAACUGAUAACAACCUGUGCAGUUAUAAUUGCUCACAACAUCUGAUAGAGUAAAGGGGAUAAUCUUGUUGGUAUUGUUCUUCUAUUGACCUGUAUUUGAAAUGCGUGGGCUGGGAUUAUGUUCAUCCACAACAUGCUAGUUCCUUCCAUGACGACGUCCAACCUAUGCAGUAGAAGACCUAGGAAAGAUUAGUGGCGACUGGAAAGUGAUGGGCUUCUGUGCAACAGGGAAGCGAGGAUAGUAAUUAGCAAGUUAUAAUCAAAAGGAGCAAAUGUUGGGUAAUGAAAGUGGGUUCUUGAAAACUUCAGAGGAUACAGAGCAGCAAGAGUAGAUCUAUCUCAGCUGCUGCUUCAGUGAGCUUAAGGUUAAAGUUAAUUUUCAGCAUCUGCUCCAUACUCAAAGUUCAAAAGUUUAAAAUUCAAAAAAGUACAUAACGUCACCAUAUACAUCCCUGAGAUUCAUUUCCUUGUGAGCAUACACAAUAAAUCCAUAAUAAAAUAAUAACCAAAAUAGAAUUGAUGAAAGAAAAAUGCUUGCUGCAGAUUGCAGUGAAAGUAACUUGAAAAAGAUAUAUUUGAAAGUAUAUUUAGUAGUAUCUGCAGCCUACAGAACAUCGCCUUGGUGUACUGGUGCCAUCGUGAACUGCAAGGAAUCGAUGGUUUUGCAAGCCGUUGCAUGUGAUUCAAUAGGGAUAAAACUGAAGUUGGCUGGUAUGUUGUGGAAGUGAAUCACUAUCAGGUGUCGUUUGGCCAUGGGCCACUGGGGAGAUGGUUCAUGCUUU